Molecule: messenger RNA, 830 nt
Organism: Moneuplotes crassus
Lineage: Eukaryota; Ciliophora; Spirotrichea; Euplotida; Euplotidae
Source: the annotation of a GenBank genome assembly
UAAGCCAUCCAUGGAUGGAGUGCAAGUUCAACACUGAAAAUAUGAAGGAUAAGGAGUUUAAAUCUUACUGUGUUUUCAAAGGUGAUCCUAUUUUUGACUUAAUAAGAAGCAAUAUUUUCAACGAAAUGAACAGCCAUGAAGUUGGCACUAAGGGGAAAAAGAAUACAAUUCUAGGAAAGAAAGAUCAAACCCAAGGCGAUCAAAUCUUUUCAGAGAUGCUUACUUUUGACAAUAUAGAUUUCACAAUGAGGUAUUUAAACUCUACUCUGAACAUCAACCAGAUGAAUAUUACAGAGGGAAGUAUAGUCUUAUGCCCUUUCAACACUUCCCAAGAUAGAGGUAGGCAAAAGACUUUGUUUGGGCGUGCUCCUAUUUAUAAGAAGAAAGAAGACGUUAUCUUCUUCGAGCCUCGCGUUCGUCAAAUAGAUAUUCAAUAUGAGUUUGAUAAUAAUCCUCGGUUUGACGAUGGAGUGUUUGUUUCAACCAUAAAAUCUUCGAAGAGUAAGAGUCGGAGCAGAAUGUCUACUCAAAAAUCAAGGACAAGAACUUUCACAUCCAAAAAUGAUAGUAGCAAACCGAAUACCUCUUUCUAUUUGAAUGAAGAUGACUUUCAAGCGGUUGACAAAAAUACUAAGUUUCUUGCAAUGUUUGGAGAGAAAGGAAUUCAAGAAAUUAGCCUGGCUGAUAAUCAGAAGAUAAAACUUGACUAUAACUUAGUAUAUGCAUGCAGGAGGUUUGGGUAUCCUUAUGUCUACACUCUGAAAUGCAUGGUAACUAAGGAUAUCAAUUACUGCACUGCCUUUUUGAAGCUUGUAAGGCAGAAUAGUUAA